AACAACGCACAAAGUAUAACGCACAUUUUGCACUUAUAACUGAUUUGCUGACUGGAGUUUGAUCGCUCUUCCAGAUGAGCUAUUUCGGUAAUUGGUGUAUCAAAACAGAUCCACCAAUAACACCUUGCGAUAGGCAGUGGUUAGGCAGAGGACCGAUGGAAGAUGUCACGACCCACAAACACGAUUAUUUGUGGAAAAGCGCAAAACGUUCUGAGAUGAUCAAGGCGCAAGAUAAUCUAUGUUCUCCCUGUACCGCUUUAUCUGAUGAUACGACAUAUCGUUUGAGCUACUAUAACUCUCCCUGCUUGCUUCCGAUACAGUCUUAUGCGCCUAUUAGACAAUACUUGAAAUCGGAUGUACCAAUGGAAAAUUGUACAACGUAUAAGCUUAGCUACUGGCCAAACAAACCUCUUGUAAAAGAGGAAAUACCAUGGAGUCGAAAAGAAGAAUAUCAUCGUCCAAUGACACCGAUGAACGGAUGCACGACUUAUAACCUGAGUUACUGGCCUCAUUGUGGCGAAAAGCCUCGAGAAUCUUUCAGUUUUCAGAAGACCGAAAACUUAUUGAACGCCGGCUGCUGCUUCGACGAUAACACGACGUAUCGCCUCAGCUAUUUUGGAUUUGACGGUGACAAGCCGCCGGAUCCCAUUCGCCAUUCUGACAAUAUGAGUUUCUCGCCAUGUCCGCUCUCCCACGACACUGUCAAUCGAUUGAGUUUCCUGGGUAAUUGGUGCGUCAAACCGGAAUCACCUAUCGUACCCUGUGAAAGACAAUUGUUAGGUAGAGGCCCGAUGCAAGACGAAACUACACAGAAGCACGAUUAUAGUUGGAAACAAGCGAUACGACCGGCGGAGAUUCGACCUGAAAACAAUCUUACUUUUUCAUCUUUACCGUUGGAAUCCUGUACGACUCAUAAAUUAUCGUAUAUACCGAACGAUCGCGAAUGCCUACUGCCCAUUAAAUCGUACGCGCCCAUAUCCAAGUAUCAAUCGUCUGAUGUUCCAAUGGAAUCUGAGACGACGAUGCGACUGAGUUAUCAACCUGUGGAGCCAGCGGAUCAAAUUGAGAAACCAUGGGCUAUGACUACGCCCUAUUAUUCACCUGUCAAUCCCAUGGAUGACGAUACCACAUACAAUCUAAGCUACAUUCUACCGGGAACGCUCAUCCCCCUGUCACCUUGUUCUACUUCUUGUUCUCCUGCUAACACCUACGAAAGUAAUUCUUCCGAGAGAUUCUUCAUCCCUUUGAUAUUACCUUUCUACAUCGAAUGAUACAAUACAAAUGUG
Molecule: messenger RNA, 1286 nt
Organism: Pogonomyrmex barbatus (red harvester ant)
Lineage: Eukaryota; Metazoa; Arthropoda; Insecta; Hymenoptera; Formicidae
Product: folliculin-interacting protein 2
Cellular component (GO): cytoplasm
Molecular function (GO): ATPase inhibitor activity; protein-folding chaperone binding; microtubule binding
Source: RefSeq, a predicted model, not a curated record